Molecule: messenger RNA, 1326 nt
Organism: Daucus carota subsp. sativus
Lineage: Eukaryota; Viridiplantae; Streptophyta; Magnoliopsida; Apiales; Apiaceae
Product: MATH domain and coiled-coil domain-containing protein At3g58360-like
Exons: 6
Coding region: 35-1087 (350 amino acids)
Molecular function (GO): protein binding
Source: RefSeq, a predicted model, not a curated record
AGUAUGACAAAUAUUGACAAUAUAGCCUUAAAACAUGUGUCAGUCAAAAAGUAACUUAAAACACUGUUGGAACAAAGGAGUACCUGCUACACUUGCCUUCUCAUUCAGUCUCCUGGUGUUUCUUUCCAUGGCCUCCGUAACUGCUGCUGAAGACGACGAAGGGGUUUUAAGAGAAAGAAGGGGCAUUUCACCAGCACAUUACUUGUUUAAAAUCGAGGGUUUCUCACUCUUUUCCAAAAAUGGCCUAGACAAAAUUAGUUCAAAAACCUUCAAAGCUGGAGAGUACAAAUGGAAGAUUUUACUAUUUCCAAAGGGGAACAAUAGAGGUAAGGGUGAUUAUGUAUCCAUAUACCUGAUGAUGGAAAUCACUACUAAUAUACCAGUUGGCAAGGACAUCAAUGCAUUUUUCAAGUUCUUUUUGUUUGACCAAUUUCGAGGAGAGUAUUUGACUGUUCAAGGGAGCGCAAGACGUUUUGAUUGGGUGAAAAAUGAAUGGGGGUUUGAUAAGUUCAUUCGUUUAAUAGAUUUUGAACAGCCUACAAAUGGUUUUCUGGUUAAUGACACAUCAUUUUUUGGAGUGGAGGUUUUUGUUACUGAAAGCUCAAGACUCGGUGAAUGUCUUUCAAUCUCAGAAGUUCCUAAUAUAUCUGGCUUUCCUAAUAUAUCUGGCAAGUACGAGUGGGUGAUCAAUCAAUUUUCGAAGUUGGGAGAGGAAUGUUUUUCUAAUGUGUUUAUUGUCGGAGGUCAUAAAUGGAAGCUACACCUUUAUCCCCAAGGCUAUUCAAAUUAUAAAGGUUUCAGUCUUUCCCUGUUUUUGGUGUCUGUGGAUUCCCAAAGUCCCAUGUCUGAUCACAAAGUGAAAGCAGAGUUCACGCUAACACUUAAAAACAAGUUUUCUGGGAAUUAUGCAAAGAAUAGAACUACCAUCUGGUUUGGUGCACCAACACAACGCCAUGGUUGGCGCUCUUUCAUCAAACUAAAAGAUCUACAAGAUCGUGCAAAAGGCUUUUUAGCUAAAGAUAGUUGCGUAAUUGAAGCAGAAGUUACAGUGGUAUGUGAAACUAGUCAGAAGAUGCUAAACUGCUGAUUUCCUCUUCUUUCUUAGGAGCAGCAUUUAAGCAUUUCCUGAUGCCUUCGGUAUAGAAUGUUGAGGAAAGUAUUCCUGAGGUUUUCAUGACCCUUUUGCAUUGAAACAUUGAACAUUAUGAUGAUAUUUGCAUUUUGAUGUAUUAACUGAUUUUUAUUGCCUACUGUACUAUUUUUGGUACUAAUCAGAAUUGUUGAUGAAAUAUUUUUUUGAGGAUGAUAAUUUUACAUUCUAAACCA